AGGCGGAGCGCUGGGGCGCCCUGCCCGGCACACAACGACCCACUGACCAGCCCCAUGGCGCUGCUCUGGGUGCCUCUGCUGGGGCUUUGCUGCUGGCUAGCGGCCGCGGACCGGCACCCGGUGUUCUGGAACAGCUCCAACCCCAAGUUCCUGUUGGAUGACUACACAGUGGAGGUCCGGCUCAACGACUACCUGGACAUCAUCUGUCCGCACUACGAGGAGGGCAGUGCGCCGGCCCGCACCAUGGAGCGCUACACUCUCUACCUGGUGGAGUAUAAGGAGUACAUGGCCUGCAAACCCCACUCCAAGGAGCAGAUCCGCUGGGAGUGCAACAAGCCAGCCGCCCUGCAUGGCCCCGAGCGGUUCUCAGAGAAGUUCCAGCGCUUCACGCCCUUCACCCUGGGGAAGGAGUUCAAGGAGGGACACAGCUACUACUACAUCUCAAAACCAAUUCACCACCAUGGUGACGGCUGCCUGAAGCUGAAAGUGACUGUGGCUGGCAAAGCCACUGGGACACCGCCCGUCCACACCCCGAUGCAGAAGGGGGGGAUCCAGGCAGACGACGCGGACAUGCAGGUCCUGAGGAGCGUGGGCCAGAACUCGGCACUGCGGAGUGGCAGCCCUGUCACCUUGAUCAGCCUCCUGCUGCCCCUGAUGGUGCCGCAAGGCCUGUGAGGUGGGAGCCUGGCUGAGCCGCUGGAUGGCUACUGCUGCCAGGAAUGGACCCUGUGGCCGAAAGAGAUGCAGGCCCCUGGCUGGGCUGUUGCAAACACUCACGUGAGCAGCUCUCGCGUGUGCACACCCAGCUGGGGUCUCAGCCAGGCAUGCGUUGGCAGCCUAAUGACUUAUUAUGGGUCGAAUGACCCAAAGUGGUCAGUAUUACGGGUCAAAUGACCCACAGCUGAGCUGAGCAACCAAAGCCGCCACAGCCCUGUGGGGAGCGGCCCUGCAGGAGGGGCCUCUCCUCCUUACCACCAAAGAACAGACCGCCAGAACUUUCCACCACUCGCUUUGAGAGCAGAUGACAGCGGCUGCUGCCCUGGCUGGAUGGCUGGCCAGUGGCUCUGGACUCAGAAGGGGUGGGGUGCUGGCACCUCUGGCCGGCUGAGCCAGCCUCCGCGGAGUGUGCAGGAUGGACAGGCCUUGUGGGCUGGUGGCAUGGAAGUGUCCUGCAGGCGGAGGCACAUGUGCUGCCCACACAAACGGCCCAUAGACAGCCUGUGUCGGUAGGGCUGAGCACAUCUCAGGCUGGAGCAGGACCUUCUGGAGCAAUAUUUCUUCUGGUGCAGGACCCUAGUGUCAGUGACAUGGGGUGUUGGGAUUCCGGAUGGUGUGACACCUGGAAAAUAAUUUAUAGACAUGUCUGGAGCAGGUGCCCCCUCCCCAAAUUCUGAUCUCCCAUGGCAGUUCUGCUGAUUGCACAUUGGCCAGGGGCCUGGGGCUGUCAGGCCUGAAGCAGGGAGCUGGGCUGCAGACUCCCCAAAGGAGAUGAACACGUCCUCCACAAUCGCCUGAGGAUGGAAUGAGCUGGCAACCCCAAACCCAUGACACCCCCAUUCCCUCUACCCACCCCAGCCUGGCCUCUCCAGAAACACUGAGAGCUGGAGUUCCUUUGGCACUAACUCCCAGCCCCAUUCCUUUCUGCCUAGGCUCAUUGCCACAGGAGCUCUUCCUCCUCUCCUUGCCCCACCCAGGACUCCCUGUCCUCUGUAAAGCAGCCACCUGUAAAGGAAACAGGGUGGGGCAGAGGCUGAGUGUAGCUGCUACCUGGCUGGAGUUCCCACCUCCUGCAGGUCUCUAGACUUCCUGUAUUCCCUUGUCUCCAUGGCCUGUGUGCACCUCGGUGCCUGGAUGGGGUGAGGGGCUCAUUCACCCACACACCUGCUGGGCCCUGCACAGAGCAGUGUAUAUAAUGUGUCUCGAUUUGUAAAGCUUCCUUUUUACGACUGAAAUUUUUAUACAAAGGGUCUUGAAUAAAUACUUUUGGAUA
Molecule: messenger RNA, 1990 nt
Organism: Dermochelys coriacea (leatherback sea turtle)
Lineage: Eukaryota; Metazoa; Chordata; Testudines; Dermochelyidae
Gene: EFNA1
Product: ephrin A1
Exons: 5
Coding region: 55-675 (206 amino acids)
Biological process (GO): axon guidance; ephrin receptor signaling pathway
Cellular component (GO): plasma membrane
Molecular function (GO): ephrin receptor binding
Source: RefSeq, a predicted model, not a curated record